CUACAAUACUUCUCCAUACUAAGCACCAUGAGUCCCAGUCCCUUCCACGUUAUUGAGCACUCGAUACUCGGUCAACACAUUCGUGAUCAUCAUCAUGCGAUCAAAGGUCGUCAAGAAACUGCUCUCCGACUCGCUAUUAAGCAAUACAUCCCUGCAGACCAACCCCUCGACCCCGUACCCGAGAACGCUGUCACCAUCAUAGGAGCCCACGGCACAGGCUUUCCUAAGGAAGUCUACGAGCCCUUGUGGGAAGAGCUCUACGCUCAAAUGAAGCUCGCUUCUAUCCCGCUGCGCGCCAUCUGGGUCGCCGACGUCUCAAACCAGGGAGCCAGCGGUGUGUUGAACGAGGAUAUCCAGGGUGAUCACACGCACUGGUUCGACCACUCCCGCGAUUUGCUUCAUAUGGUCAACCACUUCCGCGAUCAGAUGUCGCGUCCGAUUAUUGGAGUCGCGCAUAGUAUGGGAUGUGCUCAGCUCGUUCAUCUUUCGAUCAUGCACCCUCGCCUCUUCUCCACGCUCAUCCUCAUCGAGCCUGUGAUUCUCGACUUCGCCGGCCGCACCGCCGGCAGCCCCAACCCCUCCCGCUCUGCCGCCCUCCGCAAAGACCUGUGGCCCUCCCGCCCCGCCGCCGAGGCCGCCCUCCACAAAACCCUCCUCCGCAAAUGGGACCCUCGCGCUGCCGCCCGAUACAUGCAAUAUGGGCUCCGCAACCUCCCGACCAGACUAUACCCGGACGUCGACACCAACAAUAUCACCACAUCUUCUUCGCCUCCUCACACAGCCCACGAUGACACCAUCGUCUCUGCAAUAACCUCCAACCCGCCUGCUUCGGCCGUUACGCUAACAACGACCAAACACCAUGAGGCAUGGAGCUAUUCGGUCCCGAACCUGGAGCCCGCCCGCGCGGGACUAGAUUACUUGCUACUGCCAGACUGGGACGCGGAGUUCGAGCGCCCGUACAUGGUGUCCCGCCCGGAGUGUCAGGUCAGCAUGCACAAUCUGCCGUUCGUGCGGCCCAGCGUGCUCUGGGUCUUUGGCGGGCGGAGCUAUCUGUCGCCGCCGGAGGAGCAGGAGAAGAAGGUGAGCUUGACGGGGUCCGGGACGGGGGGCAGUGGCGGGGUGAAGGAGGGGAUGGUGCAGAAAGCCGUUCUAGAGAAAGGGUCGCAUAUGCUAGUGGUGGAGAAUGUGGAGUGGUGCGCGAAAACGGCGGGAGCGUGGUUGGCGAGUUGGUUUCGACGGUAUGCGCUGGAGGAGCAGUUCUGGCGGGAGUACCGCAGUAAGAAGUCUGAGGGAGGGGAGAUGCUGCGAGCGUCGAAGCAGGGCUUAGAGGCGUCGUUGGGGCCUUUGGGGGUGGAGAGGCCGAAGGGGAAGCUGUAG
Aspergillus homomorphus CBS 101889 is the source of this 1377-nucleotide messenger RNA. RefSeq names its product putative toxin biosynthesis protein. The transcript has 4 exons. The record is from RefSeq and is a predicted model, not a curated record. Bases 28 to 1377 code for a protein of 449 amino acids. NCBI's taxonomy places the organism in Eukaryota, Fungi, Ascomycota, Eurotiomycetes, Eurotiales, Aspergillaceae.